AUGAGCGUCCAUUCGCUCGACUACGCCCAGCCCAACGCAACCCGAUCUGACAUUGACGUUGAGGCCGGGCGCCAGUCGCCUAUCUCCCAAGUCUCUCCUAGAGGGGGAGACACCGAGCCGACUUCGUUCCCUGCAUUCACAUCUGCGACACGAGUGGAUUCAGCCGAUACGACGAAACGCCGCGCGAGACGCAACACCGCCCGAUCUUACCAUCCCGAGGGAUUCGCACAAGAUCCAAACUGGCAGCCAGGAACCGAGCCUGGUAUUGACCCGAGCAAGCCCCUCCCACCGUAUACCUCAGAAUGGGCGUCGAACAUUCCGGCGGAUCUGCAUCGGCAGUGCCAGAUAACUGUUGUGGAUUUCUCUCAGAAUGAGAUGCGACAAUACGAGUUGGACAAUGACACGUUGGGGCCUUUCUUGGAAAGAGAAAGGGAGUCAUGGGUGCAAUGCCGGUGGAUCAAUGUGAAUGGGCUGAGUUGGGAUGUCAUUCAAAUUCUCGGAAAUCACAAGAGGCUGCAUCGUCUUGCCAUUGAAGAUUUGGUGCAUACCACCAACCGGACCAAGGCAGAUUGGUAUUCGGAUCAUGCAUUCGUGGUGCUGACACUACAGAAGUUGAUGAAGAUCUACGAAGAGUCCUCCUCUGAUUCCGAAGAUGAAGAAGAGAGGCCAAUCAGUCGCUGGAAAUCCAAGGAUCGGAAAAGCUCCGUGGCGAGCGAAAGGAGCUCUAUCUCUUUGAAGAGACCUACGAAGCGAAGGGUUAUCUUGGCGGCCUUGAAGGAUAUCUUCAGUUUCAAAUCAAGCCCACCCCCAGAAGACAAAGAGAAAACUACGUUUGGGUCCAGUGUUCGACCUGGGCUCGGGCGACGGACGUCAAAGCACACCUCUCAUUUUGGAAACGUUGGAACUGCCUCGGAGACCACGGCCAGGAGUCUGCAGCGAUACCGCGGUGGGCCCAACGAAGAUCGCAUCGAAUUCAUGGAGCGACACGCCGCGCUUUCUGGCAAAGGUCUGUGUGUCACUUUGGAGCAGGUUUCGAUCUUCCUUCACGCCGAUAACACCGUCACGUCAUUUUUCGAAACAAGCGCGGAUGACAUCGAGGCUCCCAUCGUCAGGCGUCUCAUGUCGCCGGAGACUAUUCUCCGACAGUCAUGCGAUGCCAGUAUGCUGCUACAAGCUAUUCUCGAUGCUGUAAUCGAUCUUGCCAUUCCAGUCACAAUGGCAUACCAAGAUGCCAUUGGAGACCUCGAGCUCGAGGUCCUCACAGAUCCGGACAUCGACCAAUCGAAGUCCUUGUACAUUUUGACGUCCGAGAUUGCUGUACUGCGAAACUCCAUCCAGCCUAUAGUGGCGGUGAUGAACGCUCUCCGCGAUCACCGCUCCGAGCCCGUCGGCACCCCGGGAUUCGGCAUCUUGCGCAAUCCUCUCAGUCCAGCCGGCACCCCUGCGGAACCGGUUGAAGCCCGGCCCCAUUUCGGCGUCGUCACACCCAAUUUGAAAAGCCUCGGAGGCACCAGUGUCACCAUCAGCUCUAUGUGCCAUACAUAUUUGGGUGAUGCUCUCGAUCACUGCAUUACCAUUGUUGAAGGGUACGAUCAGAUGCGGCGUAAUGCUGAUAACAUGAUUGACCUCAUCUUCAACACUAUUGGUGCCUAUCAGAACGAGAGUAUGAAACAGCUUACUCUCGUGACUUGUCUUUACCUCCCCAUGACUUUCCUCACAGGUUAUUUCGGAAUGAACUUUACAGAUUUCUCCGGCAUCGAACACAGUGAUAGUUAUUUCUGGAAGAUUGCGAUUCCAUUUGUCUGUGUCACAACAUUCCUACUGAUGCGUGAUAAAAUCCAGCGAUACGCAGUCAUGCUGGCCCAGCGUCGCUUGAUUGUCAGUUCGAGGAAGCAAAGACGGGAAAGGAAGAAGAAAUAA
Penicillium olsonii is the source of this 1920-nucleotide messenger RNA. NCBI's taxonomy places the organism in Eukaryota, Fungi, Ascomycota, Eurotiomycetes, Eurotiales, Aspergillaceae. The record is from the annotation of a GenBank genome assembly.